This is a messenger RNA of Colius striatus (speckled mousebird), 2601 nucleotides long. It is a transcript of the gene TSNAX, whose product is annotated as translin associated factor X. Gene Ontology annotation, molecular function: RNA binding; sequence-specific DNA binding; RNA endonuclease activity. The coding region runs from base 81 to 953 and encodes 290 amino acids. Gene Ontology annotation, cellular component: cytoplasm; nucleus. Lineage: Eukaryota; Metazoa; Chordata; Aves; Coliiformes; Coliidae. The transcript has 6 exons. The record is from RefSeq and is a predicted model, not a curated record.
GGAGCGGCGGGGCCCUGGCGGAGCGGGGGGCGGAAGCAGGUUGCCGGGGGGACGCGGCCUGGCCCAGCGGCAGCAUCGAGAUGAGCGGCAAAGAAGGAUCAGGUGGGUUCAGAAAACGAAAGCAUGACAAUUUUCCACAUGGUCAAAGAAGAGAGGAAAAAGAGAAUGUUAAUCCAUCUUCAGCUUUGAUGACAUCUUUUAAAUCCUUUCAGCUGGAGCUUGACACCAGGCAUGAUAAAUACGAACGGCUUGUGAAGCUCAGUCGCGAUAUAACCAUUGAAAGCAAAAGAACAAUAUUUCUGCUCCACAGGUUUACCAGUGCUCCCAAUGGGGAAGAAAUACUAAAUGAAUCUGAAGUCAAGUUAGAUGCUGUCCGACGGAAGAUUAAGCAGGUUGCACAAGAACUGAUUGGAGAAGAUAUGUAUCAGUUCCACAGAGCUAUAUCUCCAGGACUUCAAGAGUACGUUGAGGCAGUCUCAUUUCAGUAUUUUAUCAAAACACGGUCUUUGAUUAGUGUUGAAGAGAUCAACAAACAACUAAUAUUUACAUCAGAAGACAGAGAGGAAACAACAAACACGACCUCCAGUUCCCAAGAUAAAGAGCCCCACACUUGGAGCCUGAAGGUAACACCUGUGGAUUACCUGCUGGGAGUGGCUGAUCUGACUGGAGAGCUGAUGCGGCUGUGCAUCAGCAGCGUUGGGAACGGAGAUAUAGACACACCUUUCGAACUGAGCCAAUUCUUACGGCACAUCUACGAUGGCUUUACUUUCAUUGGCAACACUGGACCUUAUGAAGUAUCCAAGAAGCUGUAUACCUUGAAACAAAGCCUGGCAAAAGUAGAGAAUGCCUGCUACACAUUAAAAGUACGGGGAUCUGAGAUCCCAAAGCACAUGCUGGCUGACGUGUUCUCCAGCAAAACGGAAUUGAUUGACCAAGAGGAGGGUCUUUCUUAAAAUAAGCAGAUUCUUGCAAGUCAGAAGGGAAGAGGACUUAGAGAAAGCUGGUUAGUUACCGUUUGUGGGGUUUUGACCCUUCUUGAAGUCUUCUAGGUGGAGACAUUUUUAGUUUUAUCUAUGAGAAAACUGUUUGCGGUGGUAAUUUGUAACCAAAAAUCCUUUUUAGGAUGUGCAAGAGAACAAAUGUUUAACUUUGUCCUCUCGGUAUGGGAUUCCCUGUAUCGCUCCAUUUUAUGUUCUUUCAGAAUGACCAAAAUUUCCAGUGCCCUCUACACCAGGGAUUAUCAGCUGUGUGAGUCAACUCAAACUGUUGUGGUGGCUGUUAGCAGUUUUCAGCAAGAACAGCAGUGGAGAGGGGGAAAGAAGUUAGGUACUGUUAUUUACCAUUAUCCAUCAGUUUCUGCUGACCUGUUUCUGAAUAUUUGGGUUCAUGUCAUACCUAAACCAAAGCACUCAUGGAUGUGUAAGUUCAUCGCUUGACUUGAAACUGAGGUGGUCUCGCAGGUGCAACGUAACUUAAGUUUUGUCUUUGAUUGAUGCUCCUGAGCGUGAAACUGAAGCUAAGUCAACUUUCCACCAAUUGAUAAUGAAGCUAAUUGUACCAGGUAAAUCCUACUAUGCACUCAUCAUUUGAGGGCUCUGUUUCAACUGAGCUCUGUCCAAGUUAACACUGGUACUUCCCAGUUUUGACACGAGCUAGAAAAUCCGCAAAACAUACUGUGGAGUGUAUUGGUUUAUGUUUUUUCUAAUACAGCUCAGUGCACAAUCUGACAUCUUUCUGUUUGUAGACAAAAGUAGAUGUACCAAGUACAUGAGGAAUUUGGUGUUAGGACAACAGUUUUUGGCCAAAACAAUUGGGGGUGUGGUGUUGGAAGUCUGUUCUCCAUUGUGCUGCCCUGAGGACCUCCAGUGGGGUUUAACUGGUAUACAUGGGAAAGGGAUAGUCAAGCUUUAAAAUAUCUGUUAGCAGGCACUCGAUCAAGUGCAUGUUCCUAUGGAAAGGAAACUGCAAACAGAAAUAAGGCAGACAUGCUGACUUCCACAUUUAUCUUUAAGGUUGGGUAUGUCACUGUUGGCAAAAAAUCAGGGCUUUCUGCUGGUGUCUGAAGUUGUGGAGGUCUGAUAAUGUACAUUAUGCUAAAGGAAAACAGAUAAAACAACAUGAUCUUUAGACUCCAGGAAAUAGACCUCCCAACUGCAAUUGAAAAUACUGCAUGUUUUUCAUUUCCACUUCCAUAUGCUGUGAUACUGCAAAUAUUUUUCCGAUGAGCAUGUCCUGAGUAGCUGGGAUCAUCUGAUUAAUGGAUAGGAAUGGGCAAAUACAUUUUGCUCACAUUUUUCCAUUGUUUCCCCAUAAAGCAGUAUGUGGUGGGUUGAACCUGGGUUUUCCCUGUGGUUUAAUACUAUUUUUUACAAUAAAUUCUGAAAAGCAGUGACUGUCUGCACGUUGGUCCUUUUUCCCGGUGGUCCCAGUGGUAAAUGACAGUGUGAGUGGGACUUGACUUGGAAGUUUCACUCCAUUUGUAUAUUCAUACUUUGAGGGGCACUGUCAAAUCCUGAAUCUCGGUUCUUGGUCUCCCUUAAUUUUAUUCUGUGAAGUCUAAAAAUUAGUUAGGAUGGAAACUCUGUUGUGAUCCUCUUGAAG